AUGCUUCAACAUUAUUCAUUGCUCCAUGAUCUAGUUAUCCGCGAAGAAAAUCAUGAAUUUUGUUAUCAAAGUAAAUUUUAUGAUUGGAAACGUGAAUUAGAAAAAGAUACUUGCCACCGUGAUGGAAAUUACAAACCCCGUGGAAGCAAUAAACGUCACUUAAAAUUAAUGGGCAGUAAUAAAAUUGGUAGUCACUGCCCAGCUAGAAUGGAUGUGUCACUUUAUCCAUUAGGCCAAGUGAGAGCUAUCUUUUGUAGCACACAUGUGGGUCAUCAGCAGGAGAUGGACCGGUUGAGGCUUUCGAAAUUUGAAAGAGAGGAAAUAGCAAAGAAAAUUGCUAUGAAAAUUCCUUUUGAUCACAUUCUUGACUCCCUUAGAUAUCCAAUUCAAGAUAGUGGUUUGCAGCGUCAUAACUUGCUGUCAAGAAAAGAUAUCCACAAUGUAGCACAAAGUUACAACCUAAAGUCUGAGGCUAUAAGACAUAAAAACGAUUGUACUAUUGUGGAAUCGUGGGUGAGGGAGAUGCAGGAGACAGGAUCUGUUGUCCAGUACUGCAAACCAUAA
Molecule: messenger RNA, 564 nt
Organism: Schistocerca serialis cubense
Lineage: Eukaryota; Metazoa; Arthropoda; Insecta; Orthoptera; Acrididae
Exons: 2
Coding region: 1-564 (187 amino acids)
Source: RefSeq, a predicted model, not a curated record